AUGCAAUGGCGUCGUUCCGCUAGCGAGAUUCUUAAAUUGUGCCGUCGUCGUAUUUCGUGUUUAGAAUGCGCUGAGCUAAAGUACGAGCAAUUCAUCCAAGGCCUCAAGCUCGGCCUCCGAUCGUGCCAGAGAUCACAGUUAGCCAUUUUAAAUGUUCAAGAACGACUCUCUAGGCCGCAGCAGAGCCUGGAGAGCUCUGUAACUGCAAACAAUGACCCUGGCUAUAACGAAGGCGUGCCAAUCAAGCAUGGUCAGACCUCCUACUCUGGGGUUGUAUUGGAGGAUAAACCGUUGCUCUUUUCUUUUGUUUUGGGAAUUGUUUCCCUCCUCAACUGUAGAUUUGGCGCAUCGCUACGGCCUUACCCAACCAAAUAUUACGCGAUUAUCUCCCCACCUCUAUCGCAUCACUACUACAACACCCACAACGCAGCCCUGCAACCUCCCAGGCCCGAUGCCGGAGCUACGGCUGGCCAUUACGACAACAUAGCUGCCAGCUGCAAGGGCAUUGCCACAAGCAUCUGCACUAUUUUGCUGGGGUCUGCCAAAAAGCAAGCAGCCUCGACGCCAACUCGAUGCUCCCUUUCUAAGCUUCUCAAAGUUAGGAAUUCCAAGUAA
Molecule: messenger RNA, 615 nt
Organism: Lindgomyces ingoldianus
Lineage: Eukaryota; Fungi; Ascomycota; Dothideomycetes; Pleosporales; Lindgomycetaceae
Exons: 5
Coding region: 1-615 (204 amino acids)
Source: RefSeq, a predicted model, not a curated record